Hermetia illucens (black soldier fly) is the source of this 1656-nucleotide messenger RNA. RefSeq names its product gastrula zinc finger protein XlCGF57.1-like. The coding region runs from base 74 to 1528 and encodes 484 amino acids. The transcript has a single exon. The record is from RefSeq and is a predicted model, not a curated record. NCBI's taxonomy places the organism in Eukaryota, Metazoa, Arthropoda, Insecta, Diptera, Stratiomyidae. Gene Ontology annotation, cellular component: nucleus.
CACUGUAUCAGAUGUAGGUUCCUGUGUUCGUUUAGAUUUGAAGGUUAAUACUAGCGUGAGCGCUAUCGUAAUUAUGGAAUACGAUGGAGAACAGACUCAGGGCUGGUCUACAGAGUCGGUCGACAUCAAAGUGAAACCAGUGAAGUGUGGCGAAGUAUUCACUGUGGACCAUCAAAAUUACAUUCUGAUCUGCAGCCUUUGCGAAGAACCCUUCCAGGAUACGUUGCAAUUUGGUAGUCACUAUCAAGAGAAGCAUGUUCCUCAGGAGCUAGAAUCGAAUUACCCCCCAACUUUGGAUAGUAAGACUGAAGAAGACCAAUCUGAAUUAAAAGAAAACACGACCCUGGACUUUACAAUCAAGGAGUGCAGUAUCAAAGAAGAAUACGUCGAAGAAACCCACGAUGAAGUUGCUACCACCAGCAACAUAGCCUGCAACCAAGAGGAAGAUGUAUCAUACGAGAAACUAUAUAAAUUGGUAAAGAAAAGCGACGUGAAUUUAUGUUGUGACCUAUGUGACCAUCAAACCCCCGAUGAAAAGUCGCUUCGAAGUCAUCUAACUAUUAGGCACAAUCAAGUCACAUGCGAUUACUGUGAUGAAAUGUUUGCCAGCCAGGAAGAGCUCGAAGAGCACACCAGCAGCCACGAUAAGGACCAGCCAUAUGGGUGCACCUAUUGCCUAAAAUCAUACCGCAGUAAACGAGGCAGACAAUCGCAUGUCAGCCUUUCGCACAAGAAUGAACAGCAUCCAAAGUGUGCAGAAUGCGGAAAGUCCUUCCUUACAAAGGGAAGACUUCAGAUUCACUCACAGAAACAUUCGACGCCUGAACUGCUCACCUGCGAGAUCUGCCGUAAACAUUUUACAGACGCAAGCGAAAAAUAUGACCAUAUAUGCAUCGAUACAGACGAAAAACCAUUUAAAUUCCUAGAGACCAGCCAACCUUGCAUUGCAGAAGUUUCAACGAAUUCAAGCCAGCACGACGAACAGGACAGAUUUCAGUGUGUCGUUUGUGAGAAGAAAUUUCGUUCCAAAUGCAAGUUGGUACUCCAUUUGACCACGCAUUAUGCAGGAAAACAGCUCGAAUGUCCCGAUUGUAGCCAGAAAUUCUAUCGCUGCAAAGAUUUCCAAAUACAUUACAAAGCCCACUUGAGGAAGAAGCAAUUCGAAUGUGCGUUUUGUGCCAGGAUAUUCAAACAUCCCGGGGCCCUGACAAAUCACCAGAAAACACACACCAUGCCCGCUAGUGAGGAACUAUUUCCAUGUGAAUUGUGCGGCAAAAGUUUCAAUAUCAGAAAUAGUCUUGUGGUGCAUAUUAGACGGAAUCAUUCUAAAAAGGAUUACGAAUGUACGGUUUGCGGGAAUACUUUUUACACAAGUUACUCACUGAAAAUACAUUCAGUGACGCAUUUCACCGACAGACCGCUGCAAUGUCCGGAUUGCGACCAUAAAUUUCCAACUUUGAAUAGUCUAAGGAUGCAUUUUAGGAAGCAUUUGAACAUGGAGAGGCAUACCAAAAGUGAAGUUUGUUAGAAAGUGCUUUUACAUCCCAAUCGCCUAUUAGAUCAUAGGAAGACGCCUGAAGUGGAGCUGAUGGUGCACGAACGAGGCUUGAAUUGAAAGGACUCAACAGUUUAAAUUAUAAUGCACAGAAAUAAAGA